CCUGUUUUUAUACUUGGGAUGGUCUGGCUACAACUUUAAUUUCCAUGACUCACCAUUGUUGAUCAUCAGCUCACGAUGAUCAUCUACAUUAUCGACCUUUAUGUUAAGAAGGAGGUAUAGAAAACUAAAUAUUGUAAUAGGGAUCGAUUCGCGCUGAUCUAUCAUUUUUUUUUAAUCUUUGUUAAUUAAAUGUAUAUUCGAAUUGCUGAAAUUUUACAAGAUUAGUUGACGAUGACAAAGAGUAUUCACAAAAUAAUCCUAUCAAAUUACGUAAAUUGGCGAUCGUAAAUACACUUUCAUAUCGCCUGAUAUCCUUUUAGUUAAUUACCUCAUACGUGUAGUUUUUUUUUUUUUUUUGUAUGUUUGGGCACCUCCCAACUAAAGGUACACCAAAACGGUCCAGAAUAUAUUGGUUGCCGUCGCCGGAUUUAGUCAUGUUCUUCGUCCAAUAAUGCCCUAGCUAGAGAUCAAAUUAAUUUCGUUUUAAAAGGAUCUGUUGUAUUUGUUUUACACAAAAAUACUCAUCUAAUGCUGAUACAUAUCGUUAAUAAUAGAAUUAAUCAACUCCACCGUCCUAACCGGCUAAAGAUAGGGUACAUAACCAUGGGUUAUGCACCCAUCAAUAACCAAACCUGGACCCUUUAUUUAGAAAAUUCAGACUUAAGGAAGGAGAAUUAAAGACCAUUUUAUUUUUUUAGCUUUCUUAAUUGACUUAUAUCCUUUUCGUUUUAACUCGGAUUUUAAUUUUUUUUUGCACAGAUGGAACGAGUUCAUCGUGCUCUACAAAAUGAGAUCAAUUUUCAAUAUUUUUUGAGGAAAAAAAAUUAUGGCCUCUCGGUACCAACUGCAUACCAUAUGGUAUCUUCUUUGUUUUUAAUUCGUUUUUUAAAAAGUUUGCACAGAAGGGACGAGUUAAUCAUGAUCUAUUGGAUCUACAAAUUUCUGGGUGAACAAAUUACAGGACCAAAAAAUACCACACAAUACCAUACAAUACCACCCUGGUACGGGAUGGUAUUGUAUGGUGUCUUCUUCGUUUUUAAUUCGUUUUUGAAAACGUUUGCACAGAAGGGACGAGUUCAUCAUGAUCUAUCGGAUCUACAAAUUUCUGGGUGAACAAAUUACAGGACCAAAAAAUACCACACAAUACCAUAAAAUACCACCCUGGUACGGGGUGGUAUUGUGUGGUAUACAAUGUUAAAAGUCGUAAAUGACAAUUAAUAUACUUCUACUAUCAUGUAUUCAACCAUCCUACAGUAUUGGUUUGUUCAUACCACCAUGGUACGUUUUUCAAACCAUAGGUAUGCUUUUAUUUCAAUACCGGUCAAUACCAUAUGGUAUAGACUGGUAAAAAAUGGCUCAAUUUUUUUGUUCGAAAAUAUAUUAAAGUGAAUAUCAUUUUGAAGAGCACAAUUAAUCUGAUCUAACUGUGCAAAAAAAUUUAAAUUUCGACUUAAAAUGAGUGAGAAAUCGUCCGUCAAAGAUUAAAGAGGGGAAAAUUAAAUGCUUUCCAGGAGAGAGAGGAUGUUGAUGUAAUGCUGAUGUGGACGAGUUACUCAUGGUUACUCACCAUAAGGUUACUGACCUGAUCCAUUCUCGAGCUCAACAACAAUAGAAGUACUUUGAUGUAUAAUGAUUUUUCGCAUUUAUCUCAACUCCAAUUUUUCAAUUAUUUCCAUAGAAAUGUGAAACUAGGUUAUGCACUCUCCAACAUUAGUACUCUAAUUGGUAAUUAGGCAUCAGCCAUAGCCGGGAGCAGAUCCGGUGAGUAAAUUUGUGGUGAGUAACCCCAUGCAUAACCCAAUAAAAAUCUGCCCCAUUAGCGCCUCAUUCUCUCUUGAAAAAAUCAUUAAUUUUCUCUCUUAAUCUUUGACGGACGAUUUCUUACUCGUUUUAACUCGGAAUUUAUUUUUUUGCACAGUUAGAUCAGAUUAAUUGUGCUCUUCAAAAUGAUAUUCACUUUGAUAUUUUUUGGAACAAAAAAAAUUUGCCAGUUAUUACCAGUCAAUACCAUAUGGUAUUGACUGGUAUUAAAUAACAGCAUACCAUAUGGUAUGAAAAAUACCACCUCAUACCAGGGUGGUAUAGUGUGGUAUGGAGUUGGUAACGAUUCAAAAUGAUAUCCACUUUGAUAUUUUUGGAACAAAAAAAAUUUGUCAGUUAUUACCAGUCAAUACCAUAUGGUAUAGUCAAUACCAUAUGGUAUUGACUAGUAUUAAAUAACAGCAUACCAUAUGGUAUGAAAAAUACCACCUCAUACCAGGGUGGUAUAGUGUGGUAUGGAGUUGGUAACGAUUCAAAAUGAUAUCCACUUUGAUAUUUUUUGAACAAAAAAACUUUGUCAGUUAUUACCAGUCAAUACCAUAUGGUAUUGACUGGUAUUAAAUAACAGCAUACCAUAUGAUAUGAAAAAUACCAGUCAAUACCAUAUGUUCGAAGGGGAUGCUAAGGUCAUUAUUGACAAAGUCAAUCAGGCUGCGACCAGGGAUAACAGGAUUGGGGUGGUUCUGGAAGAGAUUGUGCGGUGCUUGGGGAGUCAUAUGGGUUUUAGUAUUCGAUUUGUUGGUCGGGAUAGCAAUAGGGUAGCCCAUAGGGUGGCUAGAAAGGCCCUUACUUUAUAUCCGGCUUCUUGUCGAUUGUUUGAUUUUCAGGCCUGGCUUCGAUCCAGGAUGUAACUAUCUUUUGAUUCAAUAUAUGAGUAUCUUUUGUCAAAAAAAAAAAAAAAAUACCACCUCAUACCAGGGUGGUAUAGUAUGGUAUGGAGUUGGUAACGAGAGGUAUGAAACUUUUUCCCCCAUAAAAUUAUGAAAUUCAAUAGAUCAUGAUUAAAUCUUUCCUUUUGUACAAAAAUUUCCGAAAAUGACUAAACAACGAAGGAGAUACCAUAUGGUAUGGAGUUGGUAACGAGUGGGAUGAAAAAAAUUUCUCAAAAAAUAUUGAAAAUGGAUAUCAUUUUGUAGAGCACAACGAACUCGUUCCAUCUGUGCAAAAAAAAAAAAAUUGAAAUCAGAGUUAGAAUGAAGAAGAUAUGAUCCAAUUAAAAAAACUAGGGAAAAUAAAUUUCUUUAAUUCUCCACCCUUGGAUCUGCAGUCACUUAAAAGAAGGGUUCAGAUUUGGUUACUCGUUGUUACUCACCCUAAGGGUACGGCUCAAUAACCAAAUCUGGACCCUUCAUUUAGAAAAUCCAGAUCUAAGGAUGGAGAAUUAAAGAUCAUUUUUAUUUUCCCUAGCUUUUUUAAUCAGCUCAUAUCUUUUUUGUUUUAACUCGGAUUUUAAUUUUUUUUUUUUGCACAGAUGGAACGAGUUCAUCUUGCUCUACAAAAUGAGAUCAAUUUUCAAUAUUUUUUGAGAAAAAAAAUUCUAGCCUCUCUGUACCAACUGCUUACCAUAGGUAUGUUCUUAUUUCAAUACCAGUCAAUACCAUAUGAUAUAGACUGGUAAAAAAUGGCUCAAUUUUUUUUUGUUCAAAAAAUAUAUCAAAGUGGAUAUCAUUUUGAAGAACACAAUUAAUAUGAUCUAACUGUUAAAAAAAAAAUAAAUUUUGACUUAAAACGAGUGAGAAAUUGUCCAUCAAAGAUUAAGAAGGGGAAAAUUAAAGACUUUUUAGGAGAGAGGGAUGCUAAUAUCAUGCUGAUGCGUGCUGGUUACUCAUGGUUACUCACCAUAAGAUUACAUCCAUUCCCUAAGGUUACUCACCCUAUCAGCCACCUAACCAAUUGAUCAGAAAGAAGAAGAAGAAAAAGAGGUUACCAACUUGGAUAAUAUAUCAACUACCCCUUUUAACUUUUGUCGUUUUCCACCAUCCCGAAUUACACCACGGGCAUAUUCCCUUUGAGAAUUGACCUAUUGUGUCCCGUUACCCUCAACUUGUUACAGUAGUUAAUGUAUCUUAAUAUCCAAACCGCACUUCCAAAUAAAAACGUGGCGAAUCUAUCUGUAAGCAAGAGAUAAUCACUAGACAAACGUACCAAAAGCAAGAGAAAAAGUGAAGCAGCUAGCUAGAUAAUUAUAAGAAUAAAUAGUCGUGGGCGGCCGGAGUAAAACCUAAAGGCAAGUACUGAUGCAGCUUCCAAGUGCAUAUAUAUGCAUGCACGGGAAAAUUAAUGGCCGUGGUACUGGCAAUCAAUUAAGGCCCCCCGCCGGCGGCCUGCCUUUUGCAACGGUAAUUCCUAAAAAUUAUACAUAGAGGCCGUAAUAAUCCCACUGAAAAUAGAAACGUGAAGCUAAUAUAAUUAAUUAAGCUAUAUAUUAAUCCACCGAAGUGGAUGAGAUAAAUGAUUAAGUGAUUGUGGGCGGCCGGAAUUAGGCAACGUGUGCAUAUAUAUUGGGCUUUCCACCCAAAAAGUGGCAAUAUCGUGCAUGCAUGGGCAUGGCAAUUGGCCAGAGUGGCGGUACUCAGUAAAAUUAGGUCCUAGUUUCCUACAUGCACGAAAUUGCCCAAGUAGCCGCCGGUCCUAAUGACUAUAGUAUUUCAGUUUAUUUUAACAAUACAAAUCAAGUUACAUAAGUUGAAAUUAUACUCAAAUUAUCAUAGGAGGUUCAGGUCCCCAAGAAUUACUUGUUAGGUUUGCGGUAGAGAUACGUGUAGUUCAAAAUGGGCUACAAUUUUCUUUCAAUUUUUUAUGUAAGAGAAUAAUUUGUGUAUUCGUAU
Linum trigynum is the source of this 4649-nucleotide messenger RNA. NCBI's taxonomy places the organism in Eukaryota, Viridiplantae, Streptophyta, Magnoliopsida, Malpighiales, Linaceae. The record is from the annotation of a GenBank genome assembly.